GCAGCAUAACCUCGAGGUAAUCGAUCGUGCGUUCCAGCUGUGGCUUGUGAUUUAAGUUAAGACAAUAUAACGUGCCAAAUUCCCACGCGCCUGCACAAUGUCGACCUACAAGCCGAUUGAUGUUUCGAAGGAGGACUUCCGGAAAUAUCUCAGUCAGAAGGGUGUUCUGGAUGCCAUGACAAAAGUACUGACGAAAUGCAACAGCGACCGUCCGGAAAAUGCACUCGAGUACCUGGCGGACAAUUUGGGAGAGCGAGUCCAGCAGCAGGAAACGAUCGCGCGAUUAACAGCGGCACUGAGCGACGCACGAAAAGAGAUCGAGCUGCUGAAAGACGAAAUGCGUGCACUAAAGGGUGGUAGUGGGCAGGAUGCAGAAACUACUGCGCCCGCUGAAGUGACGGAAAACGUAAACAAACUUUCCGAAGAGGCACCAAGUCCGGCCGUGCCCACAGGUGACCAGAAAUCGACUGUGCCCUCGGUCGCUGGUACGACUGAAGGCGCAUCAAAGGAAGAAACCGUUCCGUCCCCGAAAGCCUCUGAUACGGUUGGUGGUAGUAAGCAACAGAAAGACGCCGCCCCAGAGAACGACCAACAAGACCCACCAGUAAUUACAUCUUCCGACAAAGUAGAUGAAAAAGAAUAAGGCUGCCAUACCAAUGCCGCAACACCCGUGAUCUUGGAUUGCUAUGUAGGUUAACUUAUUUUGAUUAUCAUCGUUCGAAUUAGGAAUUCGAAUGGCAAAUGGCUUUUCUUCAGCCGGUCGGAGGAAGAGAAAACGCGUAGCAUACCGGUACAGUAGAGAUACCGAGACAUCCGCGCCGCAGCAGACCGCUUUUUCUGGCUGCUCUGAACGAUCACGUUCGUCGUAUUUGGACCGUUUAUAUUUUUUACUCCCAUUAUCACCAUUACGGCUACAAGCAAAACCAAUCACUGAUCUAAGUACAACGUGUUCCCAAAGCUGAGCGUAUUUAUUGCCGCAUUUAAUAUCAUCACUUAUUGUCAACAUCAAGCAAAGAUGUUUCGAUGCUGCGUGCAGCAAAUAUACAAACACAUUCCCAUUAUGUUGUGUGUAUCGUAAAAUAAAAAGGGCAACAAUAUAGAGUGAGAAAUGCAUUCGUUUUUUUUAUUUUCUGCCCUGCGUCCCACGAGGAUUGUUUUAUUACCGACUAGCCAUUACGACUUGUCCUCGCCCGAUGCCUUCUGUGCCUGCCGCUUUUUUACGUCGUAAUUGUGCACCCGUGCCAUGUUAACCUCGAUGGUCGUUAUUUGGUCGCGCAAGAAGUCCUGAUCGUGCUCGAAGCACAGCAGAUUGGUUUCGGCCGCAUGCUUGUUCUGGCGGAGCAACUCCUCGGCUUCAUCGAGCGGGUAUUCGAGCAUUACGUUGGCGCCCAGCCACAGGCACACCGUUUGGGUCGGCGGCAUGUUGGUUUUCACGAACACCUGCUCGCUGAGCAGAAACUGUGUUUCCUGGUCUUCCUUCUGUGCUCGCAGGAUCUGGAUCAUGUCGAGGCUUUUGGUCAGGUCCGGGAUCUGCUGCCGCAGCCGACGUUUGCGCGAGAUCAUGUUGUAUUCCAUGAACCGGUAUUUGCUGUGCUGUUCGUCAAAGUUUUUGAGCACCUUCUCGACGCUGUCCCCGUUGGCCGAGUCUUCCAUG
Messenger RNA from Anopheles bellator, 1654 nucleotides. RefSeq names its product c-Myc-binding protein homolog. Gene Ontology annotation, biological process: regulation of DNA-templated transcription. Gene Ontology annotation, molecular function: transcription coactivator activity. Bases 98 to 643 code for a protein of 181 amino acids. Gene Ontology annotation, cellular component: nucleus. Lineage: Eukaryota; Metazoa; Arthropoda; Insecta; Diptera; Culicidae. The record is from RefSeq and is a predicted model, not a curated record. The transcript is spliced from 2 exons.